Messenger RNA from Lytechinus variegatus (green sea urchin), 2221 nucleotides. Its product is annotated as transmembrane prolyl 4-hydroxylase-like. Bases 52 to 1689 code for a protein of 545 amino acids. Lineage: Eukaryota; Metazoa; Echinodermata; Echinoidea; Temnopleuroida; Toxopneustidae. Gene Ontology annotation, cellular component: endoplasmic reticulum. Gene Ontology annotation, biological process: peptidyl-proline hydroxylation to 4-hydroxy-L-proline. The transcript has 10 exons. Gene Ontology annotation, molecular function: iron ion binding; calcium ion binding; procollagen-proline 4-dioxygenase activity. The record is from RefSeq and is a predicted model, not a curated record.
GAUCAAACCAAGCACGAGAGUGACACCUGAUGGGACGAGCAUACCUGCAAAAUGGAUUUCAACUUCCUAAUGGCAAAGUUAUGGUUGAUGCUCUGUUUCCUAAUGCUCUUUUCUGUAGUAGCCGUUAUGUCUGAGGCCGUCGUACUCGGUAUCAAUGACAUCGGUUUAAUGAAUGAAGGUGUAAGGAAGGACGGGAACGAUGUCGAUGUUGACAAGACGGGUGACUCCGUGGUCGAAGAAGAAGAGGAGAGAAUGAUUUUGCAUCAGUUGGAUCCGGUGGAGAUUGGCUACGUAAGGAAUGUAGAAGUUUCCCCGGGUAGAACAGUACAGAUGAAGACUGUCGCUACUAAACCACCAGUUUUCGAAAUAUUUAAUUUAUUGACCCCUGAAGAGUGUGACCACAUGAUAGAGCUUGGUGAAAAGAAGGGGCUUCAGAUCAGCAAGACUAUCACAGGCAGUUUCAUGAAGAAGUAUGGUCUUUACGCUGAUGACGGGAUAACGCUGGUGUACAAUGUUUCAGAAUGGAAUCAGACAUUUAAUGAAUUCGAUUCCAAUCUUGAUGGCUUCAUAGAUUAUAAAGAGCUUCACAGAUGCUUACCGGUGCUAAAAGAUCGUCAUGUUGAACUCACCCUGGCACAAGUAGUCAAGCUUAUGGUAGAUCUUGACCUAGACUCUGACUCAAAUGGUCUCCUUAACCUCAACGAGUUUUACGCAAUGAUGACUAGGAGCCUGGAUGAUCUCGUUACCCAGUGGUUGGAGAAACUUGAAACAAACGAAAUAAAAACCGAGGAAAAGGUUAGAGGUCGAGAUAGGGUCAGUGAUCAAACUUGGCUUUUCUUUCUCACUUCAGAUGACCAACUUUUGAAAGAGCUUCCAUACAGAAUAGCGACAUUAACAGGUCUCCACUCUGAUAUAGUUCGGUCAAGCGAAAGCAUACAGGUUGCGCGCUACUAUCCUGGAGGCUAUUACCACGCCCACUACGACUCUUCACCAAUCGAUCCCUCCACCAGCUGUAUUCAAAGUAUGAUGACUCUGGAGAACGUUAGUCAUCUUCAUCCGAAAGGAAGGAUAUGCAGGUUCAUCACCAUAAUGACAUACUUAACAGACGUGGAUGAAGGGGGCGAGACGGCAUUUCCCUAUGCUAAUAAUGACACAUAUAGUUCUGAGGUUGCCCAGGAGCAAGAUUGGAGAGUGACAGACCUAAAGAACCAUUGCCACGACGCCAACCUCGUCAUACACCCCGCCAAGGGAAAGACUGUUAUGUGGUAUAAUCAUCAUAUAGACCCCGAAACAGGAUGGCUUGGAAAUCCAAAUAACUAUUCUUUACACGGUGGAUGUGAGGUCACUCGUGGUGUCAAGUGGAUAGCGAACAACUGGAUAGCCGUUGAUGACAUUUACAGCCGACAAAUGAAGUUCCAUAAGAAAUAUUUCGAGAAGCAUACACCAUCAUCGAAGUCGACACAGGCAAUGGCUACAGAUGAGGUAUCGAGGACUGGCGAGGAGCCACUUACCAGCACAUCGGCUGAUGAUAUCAAUGCUGCAACUUCUUCAGAUCCGUCAAUCGUAGCGUCAGAGAAAACUGAAGGGCAACGUGAGGGCGCUUUCCAAGAUAGAAAACUAACAGAUGCUCCCGUUGAUGAAUCCCAUGAUACAUCUAUACGAUCUGAUGGUGUAAAGGGGGAACUCUAAUCAUGUCGGGAUCUAGACAUGGGUAUACACACACACACCCUCACUCACACACACACAUAUAUAUAUAUAUAUGGAUAAGAUAAGACCCAUUGAAUGCUCCAGCACUCAUGUAAACCGGUGUAAAAUUAUCGAUCAAAGUCGAAAGAAAUCGCUGAGAAACUCACUAAUCACCACCGAAAUAAGAACUGAAUAAGAAGUGACUUUCAAAUAUUGUGUCAUUUUGCAGCUUUUGAAUGUUGACCUAGCCCUAUAUUUCAAGGCACUGCACAUCCAUUUGAACCAUAAUCAUAUAAUUGUAGGGUAUCAUUUUAAAGAGAAUUAAAUGCUCUAUUCAUUGAUAUCAAUUACGCAUUGACAUAUACUAAAAUCGAGGAGAGAUUAUCGAGCAAAGUCAGAUUUCCAAACUUUUUUUGUUGAGGAUUUUAGAUUCCGGGCUGGUGUUAAAUCAACAUCGGAGUUUUUGCAGUGAAGGAGCCACGGCCCUGGGAAGCGGGGGUCUUUCGAUGGGAACCACAGCAUCACCUUGUGCCUU